AUGAUUUUGGCGCUGUGCGUCGCGCUUAGCUGCUCCUGGCUGUUGCUCACCCUCUGCCGACGUCUGUGGCUGGUCAUCGCCACCGGCAUCAUGGCGUCGAAGAAGCAGAUGGAGAGCCAACUUAAGGAAGAGAGGGCGAAAUGGCAGAGGGAGGCAGAGAUUGCCACCGCCGCUGCCGUCGCCUCGUCUCAGACGAGUGUUAAGGAGUGUGGCUGCAUGAAUAGGGUACAUCUUAUUCUUGAUAGGAUGCGGGUCGGUCAGGAGACCCUUGCUGAUCGUCUCUCAGCAAUAACAAGCAACUUUCCCAUCUCAACGUGGUCGUGCACAAGCGUGUCAACGACAGCACCUUCAUCUGUCUCUAGGAGCAAGCUACCGCCCACGGCUUCACUCCUUGAAACUUGGCGUCAGCUCGCAUUACACGAGGACACCAUGUCCAGCGGCAAUGUGGAACUCCUGGGCGACAAUGUGGAAAUCCUGCAUUACGAACCCGAAGGCGAGGCUCCCACCGCAGAGCAGUUUCCAGCGGCGGGUGCAGAAGACGAGAGCCCGCCCAUGCCCAUGGUGUUCACCGUCGAUAAUUUGCGGGACAACAUCGCCACAGCAGAUCCGGCGGAACUGAAGCGGCCCUACAACACCGGAUGUGUCUCUUUGGAGGAUAUCGUAGAAGCGGCCCAUCUGUCAGGAGAUACAGCGUUCCUGUCCCGCCCGCUGGAGAUGCCUGCAGAAGGUGCCACCUUCCACGAUGAGGACAAAUUGGCAGCUCUGUUUGCAUGGGAUGGCAUCAAACAACUUGUCCGUGCACAAUUCCCCCCACCGCACACCGUUGCUUUCGGGCACAUCUACCACACACCGCACCUCGCGAAACUUCCGCCUUCUUCGCGGCAGUCCGUGUUCCAGCUUUUGUUCGCUCUCCGUCGUGACACCUUUCGUGAAGGUCCUCGAGGAACGUCGGUGGUGACCCAGGAGGGAGGACUCCAGCUGCCUCUUGCUCGUGCUGCUUCGACCAACGAUUUCAAUCACGAUCUACAAGCCCCCCGGCAGGCCUCUUCACGCCCUGCGCAUGGUUCUGAAGAGGACAAGGACUUCAGUAGGUCGGCGGCUCCGGUGUCCAAGAGCUGGAAGAACCGUUGAGGCGACCGGGAUUCGACGGCCAAGGGCGGGACGGACGACCACCACCGCUCCACCCAGUCUUCGCGAAGGCGC
This is a messenger RNA of Ectocarpus sp. CCAP 1310/34, 1203 nucleotides long. The record is from the annotation of a GenBank genome assembly. Lineage: Eukaryota; Phaeophyceae; Ectocarpales; Ectocarpaceae.